Trichogramma pretiosum is the source of this 2444-nucleotide messenger RNA. It is a transcript of the gene SCCRO4, whose product is annotated as DCN1-like protein 5. The record is from RefSeq and is a predicted model, not a curated record. Gene Ontology annotation, cellular component: ubiquitin ligase complex. Gene Ontology annotation, biological process: protein neddylation; positive regulation of ubiquitin-protein transferase activity. Bases 656 to 1453 code for a protein of 265 amino acids. Lineage: Eukaryota; Metazoa; Arthropoda; Insecta; Hymenoptera; Trichogrammatidae. Gene Ontology annotation, molecular function: ubiquitin conjugating enzyme binding; cullin family protein binding; ubiquitin-like protein binding. The transcript has 6 exons.
CCGAACGCACACUGCCAGUAGUCAUUCGCGAACCGUUGCGAAUAAUACGUUCACGAUUUAUUUGCAGUAUCUAUAUUCCGCAUCGGUGCAGACCAUAAACAGAGCCCUUUAAUUGACGCCUCGUCGAGUUCGCGGUCCACCUGAUUACUCCUUGAGCGGGAUUGAAGUGCCUGGGAUCCGUCGUAACGUACAUUCUGGGCCGCAUCGAUAGCCGUGCAGAAAUUCUGCCAAAAAAAGAAGCCAAUCUUUACAUCCCUCUAACCUCUUCGUGUUUACGGUCUGCGAGCAUAGGUGGUGAUUCUGGUGCCACGAAUCUAGUUCUUUUCUCGCCUAACGAUGUAUUCACGAACCUAACCUUGUUCCAUCCAUCAAAUUAAUUUCCGCCACAACGGAGCAGCAGCGGAAUCAGCAACAGCGAGAAGAUCGCCAGGUCCAAGAGGACUACGUGGGUACAGGCGACAUCACUGAUAGACUUGGCUCGGUGAACCUCUCGUGCAGCGAAUCGCAGCAGGAUCGGUGGAACAAAGAACAAUACAACGACAGAACAAACAAUAGUGCUGAUCAAUCCAAGUUUCAAUAUUGCAGCAAUUCAAGUGCCCCUGACGAUAUCGAAGGUUCUCUUUCUGACGAAAAAAGUGAAUUGAGAAACAGAGAUAUGCCUCGAGCCAAAAGAAAAGCUGCCAAUACUGCAAAUAAUCAUGUUCAACCCGAAAUGCAACCAACCGCUCCUGAGGACAACCCUAGGCAUCCAUCUAAAAGAGUUAGGCAUAAUCCAAGCAGUGCGCGAUCGACGCGCAACAGUCACAAGCAGGAAGACUCCAGACCUCUGUUGAACCAGGCCUUCUCGCAGCGGCGUUGCAUCGCGUGGUUCAAGGAAUACGCCGAAGAAGCGGAGCUUUUGGGUCCUGAUGGUAUGGUGAGGUUUUGCGAGGACAUUGCCGUCGAUCCGGAAAACAUAGUGAUGCUUGUGAUAGCUUAUAAAAUGAAUGCCCGACGAAUGGGAUAUUUCACACAAGCCGAGUGGCUCAAAGGCAUGAUGGAACUGCAGUGCGACAGUGUGCCAAAACUCCAGUCAAAGCUCGAGUACCUAAAGUCGUUGCUGAACGAUCACAACCUGUUCAAAGCUAUUUAUAGAUAUGCAUACGAUUUUGCUAGGCAAGAUAAAGACCAACGAAGCAUGGAAAUGGAAACAGCACAAUUAAUGCUGCAAUUGUUACUUAGUAAACAGUGGCCACUAUUUACACAUUUUGCAAACUUCUUGAGUCAAUCCAAGUACAAAGUGAUAAACAAAGAUCAAUGGUGCAAUAUUUUAGAAUUUUCAAGAACAAUUAGUAACGACUUAUCAAAUUAUGAUCUGGAUGGAGCAUGGCCUGUGAUGCUUGAUGAGUUUGUAGAAUGGUUAAAAGCACAAAGACAAUUGGAAAACAACCAAAUGGAAACUGUACAUAGCUGAAGCUGAUCUGAUCUAUCUAUGAUUUUUUUUAUUAGUAUUCAAUUAAAAAAUAAUGUAAAAAAAGAUAGUAUCAAAUAUCUAAAUACCUUGGCAUUAAUCGAUUGUAAAAAUAUCUUUGCCUCUUUCUCUAGAUUUUGUUAAUGGAUGAAAAAUAAGGAAAAAAAUUGAAAAAAAUCUGAAAUUAUAGGCUUCAAAAACACGUGGGUUAUUUUUUAUUGGUUCAGUUAUUUUGUUGCUAUAAAUAAUAUUCCGACAUAAAUGUUAAAUAAAGUAGGUUCAUUUAGGCAUAAAGUUAGUUAGCUUUUUAAAAAUAAAUGCUAAUAAUAAUUGUCAUAGUAACAUUACUGUUUUAAUAAGUGUAUUAAAAAAAGUGAUUAAGUAACAGUAUCCUUAAUCAAACAUUUUAGAUUUCAAAAUUUUCUUAUUUGGUAUAAUAACCAAAAAAUUUCUAUAUAUUUCGUCAAAUUUGAUUAAGAAGAAUUUGGUAUGACUGUCUUUGACUAGAAUAUUAAUAAUAAAUAUUGAAAAUGUGUAUUUUUUGUGUUUGUAAUUUGAGUUGAAUUGCUCAAGGCGUAGUAAAAAAUAUAAAUAAUAAUAAUUUUCAUAUUCAGAUAAGUAGUAAUAAUGUUGAUAAUAAUUCAACGUAUUUUUUGUGUACAUGUGUUUAGAAGAAGCCUGAUGUAGUUUUAAUAUGUUUAAAAGUACAUUCUCAAACCAUAUAAAUGAGUUGUAUAUCGAUUUUGAAAAUGUUGUGUUGACAGUAAUUUUAUCGAUUACAAAGUAAUGAGCAAUUUCUUUGCGUAAAAAAUUACAUGUAGUAAGUUAUUUGUGUCGCACUAAGGUUCAAGCCCUUUUUUUAUAAAUUGCUAACUUUAUGUAUUAUACUUGUAAUAUAUUUGUAUACAAUAUUGCAUCAAUAAUUCUAUAGAAGUUACAUUGUAACCAUUGUUGAUGUAAUGAAGUUAAAUGAAUACAUUAUGUUGUAAUAAUA